GGGACCCAACGUGAUAAUUCAAUUUUGAUUUGAUGAUACGCAACAGCCAUCUGUAAUAUCGCGAUUUUUCCUAAGGAUCCUAAGGAGCAAAUUAGAAAAGUUUACGUUGAGUGGCGCAAAAGUAAAUCACGGCGAGAGACAUCGAGAAAUUCCGAGCGUUCCAUUAAAUCCGAACGCGAGCUGGAAUUUUUUUCUUGUUAAACGACGCGAUCGGUAUUCGGAAGCUUCUUAAGAGGCAUCGAGAAAUCCCUUUUCGCGAGAAUCGUGGAAAAACGUGGGAGAAACGUCGCCGUGGGACAAAUCGACGAACGCGCAGGAAUUCCGCUGGCUCAGCCGAAAUCAACAUUCAAAUACGGGCGCUCGACUGUUUCUAAAGUAUCGAAGAAUCGACGAUCCUCCUCCCGAGGUGCACGUGGCAUUCGUCGCCGGGGCACUCGUCGUUUUACUCCGUGGACGAAGCGGGAGGAAAGAGGAACGCGUUGAGGCGUUCCGCGGUGGACUCGGUUAAGCGGAAAUACCCCGACGGUGCAAAUUCUACGGUGUAAUUCUCAUUCUUUUUCUCGACAAACGGUACAAACGGCCGCGAUUAUCCUCUCCCUCUGCUCCCUGGCCCCGCCCCGCGCAAAUGUCAAGUGAACGAUGAAGUACUCGAGGGUACAGGCGAGGAAGAAGUGGGACGCCACUUCGCUCGGCGACGAAUCGUGCUCCAGGUGCGGCAAGUGUCUGACUAAAAUGCAUCUCGUACUACUGUCGGCGCUAUUCUACUCUUCUCUGACGACAGGUGCUGGACUGGAAAUACUAAACCUGGAAGUACCUAGUAUUGCCGAUCCGACGUGGGAAAGAGUUUUACUCAAGUGCGAAUACGAUCUCGGUGGCAAGGAUCUCUAUUCGGUGACAUGGAAUAAAGACGGUCAGGAGAUCUUCAGAUUCAUGCCGGGAUCAUCGAUACCCAAGCGACCUCAAAAUAUCAGCGGGUUGUACAUCGAUCUCAGCCAGAGUGACCACAAGCAAGUGACACUUCUAGGUCCGAACACCCGCAAAGGUAAAGUCGACUUGGCGGGGUCUUACGGCUGCGAGGUGUCAUCCGAAGCGCCGAGUUUUGAGACAGAUUACAGAGAAGCGAACAUGACCGUUGCUAUACCACCUAAAACUGUCCCGGUACUCGACGGAGUACGACCUUCUUACGAAGUCGGCGAGAUCCUCGAAGCAGAGUGCACGUCGGGGUCGAGUUACCCCCCGGCAAUUUUAACGUUCAUCCUGAAUGGUAAAGAGGUAAACAGAGCCUUGACGAAAGACUUAUGGGGAGGUGGCAACAUAGACGGGAGGAUGGGCUCCAAGACGCGGUUGGGCCUAACGCUGCGUCUGGAACGGCAUCACUUUCCCAGUGGCAGCCUGACUCUGAUCUGUCAAUCCACGCUACCAGGACUCGCUAAUGACCAGGUUCUCAAGAGCAUCGAGAUCGCCACACUCGCCGCCAGCAACCAACGCCUCGCCCAAGAGCCCCCUAAAUCGGGCUCAAGGUCAAACGUCGAGCUCUACCCGGGCCUGACUUGCUGGGCGACAAUCGUGAUGCACGUGAUUCGUUACGACAGUCUCAGACUUUCGCGCGUUUAAUGUCGGCCGUUCGCCGUUCUAGUUCGUUCGACGACAUUGAAAAUGCCGGCGGCGCCAAUAUCCUUGAAAUGCGUGUUAAUUAGCGUAUAUACGUCUCUAUUCGAUAAUUCGCGCGACGGCAGGAAAACGCGUCGCGGCGUACCGUCAUCGGUUCUUCUCUACGUGUUAAUCAAGCGCGGCGCCACCGAUUUCGAGCGGGUCCCAAACUUCCGCACGAUCCGUACACGUUCGCUCGCAUGUGUACACACAGUGUUUAGAGUACCCCCCGUAUAUAAAUCGUAUAUAUAGCGGAGAUAAGACGGAGAUGCGACGAUAGCAAUACAACACACUACCGUAAAGUAGGUCGAGACGCGGGCGCGCACGGCGAUUGUACAUAGUGUAUAAUUUUGUGAAUUAGCAUGAUAAAUUGUAUCGUGUAUAAUUAACCGGACGGGGAAAUUUGCGGAGGCAAGUGUGGAGAACACGAUGAAAGUAACGCGAGACGUAUCGAGGGUUCGCGCGCGAUCUCGAGCGAUCUUUUUCGAGGAGAGCAAAUGGCGGCUGGGAUAUGUCGCGCCCGGAGGGGAGAUAUGUUUAUCAAAUUCGUCAGACCAGAAAUAGAAUUUAAGAAACGUAAGUGUAUUACGGGUCGUAAUCCUAAGUACGGCCCGACGUCGGCGUACGUAGUAUAAGUAUGUGGUUAAUUCGAUUGUAUUCUCCACAUCUGAUCUUUCUCGACCGAGAGCAUGCGAGAGUUCUACUGUGUGAGAGAUAAGAGAUAGGGCGCUUUUGUUCAACUGCAAUUUUACAUGAUUCAAAGUAUCGUCAUUAUCGUCGGAGUGAUUGCAGAUUAAUAAAACUGAUGAUUUAAUCAA
Messenger RNA from Pogonomyrmex barbatus (red harvester ant), 2468 nucleotides. RefSeq lists its product as uncharacterized. The record is from RefSeq and is a predicted model, not a curated record. Lineage: Eukaryota; Metazoa; Arthropoda; Insecta; Hymenoptera; Formicidae.